UCGGUGAUUUUUGGUGGGAAAAAAGAAAUAGAAAUAACUUGGAUGAGCCACAGAAUUAUUUUGGCACAGAAAAAUAAGGGAUCUGGAAACCCCUUGACAGUGUCUGUAAUACGGAGGUGGACUCGGCCAUGCUGCUGGAGUGACGCCUCGGCUGACAGCCUGGAGCCGGCAAUGAGCGUGCCUGGAGGUGCCAAAGCAGGGAUUAAACCGAGGCCCGGUGACAGGAGGCUGUCCUGGCCCGUCAUGCUGCUGACCCUGGCCGCUGUCACCUCCUCCUCCCUUUCAGCCAUGUCCUUGUACCAGCUGUUGGCCCUCAGGACUGAAGUGGAGGAACUCAGAUCCAAUGCGUGUCACUGGAGAGAUCAGCAGCAAGAGCCCAGACACAGAGGCCAGAACUUGGAGGAGAUGAGUAACAGGAGAGUCCGACUGACGCCUCCGGACCAGCCCGACUCUCCGCUGGUCCUCCCACGGCCAAGAAAAAGGAGAAUGGCCACAGCAGAAAAUACAGUUUUGCAGCCGAGCAUACAGAUGAUGGCGGACAGCAACAGAGAAACCUUCUCAAAAGAGUUUGCCUUGGAGCCGCACACAGCCAUCCCCUGGCAGCAGGGGUUAAGGAGGGGUUUUGCCCUGGAAGUAGAGAACAACAUCAUGCUGGUCAGAGAGGAGGGAUUCUACUUUGUCUACAGUCAGGUGUACUACAUGGACCACACCUAUGCCAUGGGUCAUGUGGUGAUCAGGAAGAAGAGAAACGUGGUAGGAGAUGAACCCCAGUAUGUCAUCCUGUUCCGCUGCAUCCAGAACAUGAACCCUGCCUGUCCUUACAACACCUGCUACACUGGAGGUAUUGUGAAGCUGGAGAUUGGGGACCACAUCGAGCUGCUGAUCCCCCGUUCAGCAGCUAACGUGUCUCUGUAUGGAGAUGCCACCUUCUUGGGGGCUGUCAAACUGGCUUGAAUUGUAUAUUCAGCUUGCUUGGGACCUGUAGUAGCUGGGCCUUCAUUUUGGGAGCAUUGUCGUGGGAGUUUGGUCCCAUUCUGGGAAAGCUAUGAGGCGCAAGGCACACAGCUGGCGAUCCAAUCUUAAUUUGAUGCCCGAGCAGCUGUCCUGGAACUGGAUGAAAUACAGACUCCUGAUCCUGUUAAUAAUGGUUACCUGUGCAUUCUGUGUAGCUUGUUCAGACUGGGGUGGAUGUGAAGCGGAGUGAAAGGCAAUGACUUCAACCUUGCACAUACACUGUCAUACCCCCGUUAUCCAAAACAUUUAGAAAAUGUCACAUUUCUACUGCAAAUGAACUUAAAAUAUUGCAAAUUGCCCCACAAUCUUUCAGGUAAGUGGCUUCAAGGUCGUUUGUUUUGUUGUUGUUGUUGUUGUUUGUUUUUUUUUGGUCGAAACGAAGAAAAACUGUCAUACAAGAGAGACUUUUUAACAAGAGACGUGUGACUGGUUUGAAAUGUAAGAGACAUUGCUUGUCCAACGUAACUGGAUGUAUUGAUUAAUUAUCAGUAGGUACGGUGAUCGUUUUAUAGCUGUUAGAACAGAAAAAGGAAGUUGCUUGCAAAUAUAUUUUUGUAUGAAUGCUUCAUCAUGAUUUCAGUUGCCUGUUUUACUUUUUAUUUUUUCUGAUAUAAAAAAAUCACAAUAAAGU
Molecule: messenger RNA, 1645 nt
Organism: Lampris incognitus (smalleye Pacific opah)
Lineage: Eukaryota; Metazoa; Chordata; Actinopteri; Lampriformes; Lampridae
Gene: tnfsf13b
Product: TNF superfamily member 13b
Exons: 6
Coding region: 43-954 (303 amino acids)
Biological process (GO): immune response
Cellular component (GO): membrane
Molecular function (GO): tumor necrosis factor receptor binding; receptor ligand activity
Source: RefSeq, a predicted model, not a curated record